CUGUAGGGGCCGCUAUGGCGCUGAGCCGGCUCGGCGCGCUGGGCCGCUCUUUCCCGCAGGCGGAGACGAGGCGGAGCGGAGAGGGCGCGCCCAGUAGGUGACCUCGGGCAGGUGUUCCGCGGCGGCGGGUGACCGGUGGCGGCGAGGCCGCGGGCUGCCUGCGGGAACAGGACGGCCACCCCACCCGCGUGCUGGUCUCAGGCCUUGGAGGGCUCGGCCGCCCUGCGAGCCUUACUCCCAGGUGGACUUUGCAAAACAAGUAAACCAAGACUGAUGAUUACUCUGUUCUGCUGAAUGCAUCUUGGACGGAAAAGGUAAUAAAUCAUCAUUAGUCAAGAUGUCUUCAGCACCUGAGUCUCCCGGCUUUAAAAAGGAACCACCCCAAGAGAAAGACUUUCAAAACCCAGGGCUCAGAGGGGUCCGCACAACAACCUUAUUUCGGGCUGUGAAUCCAGAGCUCUUCAUUAAACCCAACAAACCUGUAAUGGCUUUUGGACUGAUAACCCUUUCCCUUUGCGUGGCUUAUAUUGGUUAUCUACAUGCAGUGCAAGAGAAUACUAAGGAUCUCUACGAAGCUAUCGAUAGCGAGGGACACAGUUAUAUGAGGAGGAAAACAUCUAAAUGGGAUUAACAGUGCUGGAUACUGCAGAUGGAGCUUUGUUAAAGGCUCUGAAAUCUUCGAAUGAAUGACUUUGUGAGUGCACAGUAGCGUGCUUCUUGUUCUAGAAUGUGUUGAUGAGGAAGGAAGGUAGCAAUUGCAAACUGGGCCACUGCAGUACAUCCCAUCCUGCAGCCCUUCCCGCCUCCUUUGUGCACAGCAAGAGCUUCUCAGUAUUUUUCUUUCAUUAAGUCCUCACACGAAAGUGCCGUAAGAACGGAAGUCGGUUUUGCUAAUUAAGUUCUAUAUAAUAAAAGUACCUGGUGCUGUUAAA
This is a messenger RNA of Suricata suricatta (meerkat), 932 nucleotides long. RefSeq names its product small integral membrane protein 8 (gene SMIM8). The record is from RefSeq and is a predicted model, not a curated record. The transcript has 4 exons. Lineage: Eukaryota; Metazoa; Chordata; Mammalia; Carnivora; Herpestidae. The coding region runs from base 338 to 631 and encodes 97 amino acids.